Messenger RNA from Neogale vison (American mink), 708 nucleotides. RefSeq names its product mitochondrial pyruvate carrier 2 (gene MPC2). Gene Ontology annotation, cellular component: mitochondrial inner membrane. Bases 143 to 526 code for a protein of 127 amino acids. The transcript is spliced from 5 exons. Gene Ontology annotation, molecular function: pyruvate transmembrane transporter activity. Gene Ontology annotation, biological process: pyruvate import into mitochondria. NCBI's taxonomy places the organism in Eukaryota, Metazoa, Chordata, Mammalia, Carnivora, Mustelidae. The record is from RefSeq and is a predicted model, not a curated record.
CGCGGGCAAGAGGCGGGCGCGAGGCGCUGGGGCAGGAGAAAGUGACGCGUGUCCUUCGCUGUCAUCCAGGGAGGAGCCCGCGGCCGCUGUCCCCUUCGGCCGCUGCCCCCCUCGGCCGCCCACGACGCGCCGGUCCGCAGCGAUGUCGGCCGCCGGCGCCCGGGGCCUUCGGGCCACCUACCACCGGGUCCUGGACAAGGUGGAGCUGCUGCUGCCGGAGAAACUGAGGCCGCUGUACAACCACCCGGCAGGUCCCAGAACAGUUUUUUUCUGGGCUCCAAUUAUGAAAUGGGGCUUGGUGUGUGCUGGCUUGGCUGACAUGGCCAGACCUGCUGAGAAACUCAGCACAGCUCAAUCUGCUGUUUUGAUGGCCACAGGGUUUAUUUGGUCAAGAUACUCCCUUGUAAUUAUCCCAAAAAACUGGAGUCUGUUUGCUGUUAAUUUCUUUGUGGGGGCGGCAGGAGCGUCUCAGCUCUUCCGUAUUUGGAGAUAUAACCAAGAACUAAAAGCUAAAGCAAACAAGUAAGAAUUCCGGACCACCUGAACAAUCUAGACGUGGAUAGAACCACUGGGACUAAUUUUACUUAUUAUUUGGCUAUGGAUAAGGUGAUAUUACCUGUGCUACUGUUUGGAAGGCAUAAAAAAAUCAAAUUGUAAACUGGGGGCUAAUACUUGAUUCAACAGAAAAAUAAAGCAAACUUUUAAUAA